UGUUGGUGAUUUUUUUUCCUGUUUGAUGUUGUGUUAUUAGCAUCAUCAUAUCCUUGGUGCAUGAAAAUUCAAACGAUUCUUUGAUUGUGUGAAUGAUCGUCGAUUGCUGCUAUGGACAAAAAAAACUUUCAUUAUCGAGUAAUCGUCAUAUUGCUGAUUUGGUGAUAAAAAUCAUCACUGAAAAAAAACAUUGAAUUUUAAUGUGAUUUUUGUUUCUUGACCAAUUAAUAUUUUUUAGCAUCAGACAUUAAAGUUUAAAAUUUUUUUUUUGUUUGCUAUUGAAUUAAACAUUUUAUCUUUUUCAAAACUGGCUCAUUCAAUUUCAUGUUUGUCUUUGGUUUUUUUUAUUUUUUCGUUUUAUUAUUCAAAACUCUUUUAAUCUUGUCAAGAUUUGAGAUUUUUUUUUCAUCAUUAAUUAUCAUCAUCAUCAUCAUCAUCAUCAUCAUCAUUAUAAUCGAGAUCAAGAUCAAAGAUUCAAGCAACUAACAAAAUAAAUGAUAUUGAAAAUGUUUGCAACAGAAAUUACCUCAUCAACAAAAAUGCCAACAUAAAUUUCCUCUUAGACAUUUGAUAACCGGUCAUUAUGAAUCCAAUUCGUCAAAAGCAACCUUUUACUUCAAUACCAAUACCCCCACCACCACCACCGCCGCCGCCACCCCCGGCAACUUUUUUAUCAACUAAAAAAUCAAAUUUAGUUGUCCAUUUAUCCACGCCAACACCAUCACCGCCACCAUUAUCGAUGCGUACAAAAACACAAUCACAAACAUCAUCAUCAUCAACAUCAGUAAUGCCGAACAAUAGGACAAGAUCACGUGUAGAAUUUUCUGCUAAUCAAUUUAAUCGAAAUUUUCAAAAUUCUCAUCACCAUCAACAACGAUACAAUAAUCAUGAUAGUAAUCCAAAUAAAAAGGAUUAUUUUUUUACACAACCAUAUUAUCCCUAUUAUUAUCGGCAAUAUUAUCUCAAUAAUUUUGGUGGUAUCGGUGUUGGUGGUAAAUAUCAUAUUGCACCUGGUUAUAAUAGUUUAAUAGGUAAUGGUGUUGUUGGUGGUCAUAAAAGUCAUAUAACAUUACCACCAUCAUCAUUAUUUUCAAUGAAUCGUAUGAUUGGUAUUCAUCAUCAAAAACAGCCACUACCAUCACCAAUGUCGUCAUCACAACCGGCAAUUAUAUCGACAAAAAAAUUAAAACAACAAAAAAAGAAAAAACUAAAAAAAUAUGGUAAAAAAACUACCAAAACAAAACAAAAAAGUUCAUCAUCAUCAAUGGCCACAAUGAUUAUGAAUGGUGUGGCCAUUCCAUCAUUGGCUCGUAAUGGUGGACCAACGGCCAAAUUUCUAAUCAAACCACCAAUGAAUGAUGAAACAAAUUUACAUUCUAAUCAUCAUCAUAAUCAAAAGAAUGAUGAUGUCGAUGGUGAACUAACGCAAAAUAUCAAUAUUGAACAUAAUCCAAAUAAAAAUAUUGAUAAUAAUCAUCAUUAUCAUUUACAUAUUCCCGGUCAUAAUUCAUCGCCAUCGGAUUUAAUUUUUGGUUUCAAUGCUGGUGAUAAAAAUGAUGUGGCCAAAAUGAAUCCAAAUGAUCAACAAAGACCACAGCGAAAAAAAAAAUAUUCAAUACAAAAUAAUGGCAAUGCCAUUGAACAAAAUGACAAUGGUAUCGGUGUUGGUAUUGUACCAUUAUUAAAUAGACAUGAUUCAAAUAUGACAACAGUGCCAUCAUGUACCAUAUCGAUAAAUAAUGGUGGCCAUAAUAAUCAACAAAGUGAUCAAAAAUCUACCCUUUCUAAUCAUCAUCAUCAUCAUCAUCAUAAUCAUCGAUUUCAUCAAUUUUUUGGUUCAUCAUCAUCAUCGUCAUCUACACCAACCACGACGACGACGACGACAGAAACAACAUUAUCAUCAAAUCUAUCAUUAAAUGGUCAUAGGAAAAAAUCCUGGAAAAUGAUAUUGUGUUCAUGGAUCUUGACAAUAUUGGCCAUAUUGAUUAUUAUUGGUAUCUCAUUUGUAUGUGGAUUUUUGGCUGCACAAUAUAUCUACAAAUAUCACUGUGAUGUAUCAUCAAUCUCAUCGGAAAAAAAUCAUUUAAUCUCAUUAAAUAAUCAGCCAUCAUCACAAGAGAAUGAUGGCCAAAAUCAACGUAUUGGACGUUUCAAUCGAUUUGGUCAUAUAUGGUCAUAUACGUCGAAAACGCCGGAAAAUAAUGUUAGCAGUAAUAUUGAAAAUAGUACAUUGAAUAUUAAUACGACAACAGUAAAACCCAUUGCAAUGGUCAUCUAUAGUGUUGAUUCGAUCAAUGAUGAUCGAAAUGAUUCAAUUACAGAACAUUAUAAUGACGAUAAAAUUGUGCCAAUUAUCAAUCAAAAUUUUACAACAACGACCGAAUCAAAUAUUGAUAAAGAUUCAAAUCGAACUCGAAAUUUUGAACAACAAAAUCCAAUCAGUGGUCAACCAUUCACUUCGGAAACACCUUUACCAUUUACUACUGCACCGUCAUCGAAUGAAGAAGAAAAAAUGACUGAAAACAAUGAUGAAAAUACAACACCCAGAUCGAAAACUUUAUCACCUUCGUCAUCGCCAUCAACAACGCCACCAACAGCAACCGAGAUGACUACAACUACCAGUGAAUCUUCGAAUUUUUUAUCCACAUUAAUCGAUGAAUAUAAUCAAGUAUUGAAUGAUUCAAUAAAACAGACUAGCCAUGAAGCCGGUGAUGUUUUUUAUCCUAUAUUCAAUUUUUCAUCCACACCUACCGCCAAUAUGACAUCAAUGGAAUUUUUAGAAUCAAAUAAAACGGAAAUUAUUUCCAAUGAACAAAUUCUCAAUUCAACCAUUUUUGAUGAUGAUUCUAAUAUUCUAACGACAACAUUGGCUCCGCCAACAUCAACAGAAUUGGUGUUCAAUUCAACAAAAGAGAUACAUAAUAUAUUAUUAAAUUAAAUAAAUAGUUUU
Messenger RNA from Dermatophagoides farinae (American house dust mite), 2950 nucleotides. NCBI's taxonomy places the organism in Eukaryota, Metazoa, Arthropoda, Arachnida, Sarcoptiformes, Pyroglyphidae. The record is from RefSeq and is a predicted model, not a curated record.